Messenger RNA from Guillardia theta CCMP2712, 1320 nucleotides. RefSeq lists its product as hypothetical. Gene Ontology annotation, molecular function: 3-hydroxyisobutyryl-CoA hydrolase activity. Bases 1 to 1320 code for a protein of 439 amino acids. Gene Ontology annotation, biological process: L-valine catabolic process. The record is from RefSeq and is a predicted model, not a curated record. NCBI's taxonomy places the organism in Eukaryota, Cryptophyceae, Pyrenomonadales, Geminigeraceae. The transcript has 15 exons.
AUGACAAACCCAUUCUCCAUGCCUCGCAAGCGCUUGUCGUCGAAACUUGGAGUCGAUACGGGGAGGAAGACCAGAAGCUUUGAGGAGCAGCUCAAGAAGUUGAAAGCACAGCAAGACCAGUCCAGUUCGGCACAUAACGAGGAGUCGGCCGCACCUACGGUGGCAGGACAUGGUACUAAGACCUUGGCACAAAGACUGUCACAGAGCUUGAAGGACCCUUUGAGAUCUAAAGACUUCCUCGGGCAGGUCGACAAGGAUUGUUAUCACAAUUGCAAGGUCUUCAGUUUCAAGAACAGAAGAGGUACAUUGUCCGAAGAGGCUUUACGAAGCUUGAAGGAUAUCAUCCAGUUGUCUGAUUGCAACUGGUACGAAAAGUUUACAAUCUUCAAAGGAGGAGAAGAGAGUUUCUGCAUGGGGCUAGACGUCAGAGCGUUGGCGAUGAACAGGGACAAUCGUCCUCAUGAGCUGGAUCCCCAGCAUGUGCAGUAUCAACUUGGAUGGAUCAUAGCGAAGAGCAGCAAGAAGAGGCUGGCAUUGAUGGACGGGCACUGCAUCGGAGCUGGUGCGGCCCUGGCACUCGCCCACACGUCGCAGCAUGCGCACUUUCUUGGUAUGUCGCCCGGCAAUGGCUGCAGUUUUUACCUCCCUCGCCUCAAGGGACAUAUCGGCUUGUACCUCGCUUUGACUGGAGCUCGGAUCAACGGAGCUGAUGCGCUCUAUGCUGGAGCUGCUUCACAUUUUGUGCCGAGGAAUCGAUUGGACAAAUGCCUGAAAGCUCUGAUCAACUCGCCUGCGGACGUCUCUUCGGAGCAGGUGGAUGCGAUUGUUGCCGACCAUUCGGCCAGUUUCGAGAGCACCAAAGAGUUGACUUGCCUUCCCAAAACAUUUGAUUCUCCUCCCUCCUACUACGCUCGAUGCUUCGGACAGCAAUCCGUGGCAGAGAUAUUGGAAGCAUUACAACAGGAACGCACUCCAUGGGCUCAAUCGACGCUUGAACGUCUGCAGCUCAUGUCUCCGACUGCUCUUCAUGUCACCUUCGAACUGUUCCGACGAGGAGCAUCUUGCGAACUUGAGGAAUGUUUGAGAACAGAGUGGCGACUUGUUCAUCGCAAGUGGCAAGACUUCAAGGAGGGGGUGCGAGCAUUCGAAACUGACAAGGACGGAAAACCGUCAUGGCAGCCGCAGCCUUCACAGGAGGAGGUGCUUGCAAUGUUCAAGCCGAUGAACGAGGCUGUCUGUCCUCCGCUUGACCUCAGCCUAGAUCAUUUGAACAAGAACAAUAAGCAGGUUCUGUCAAAGGUCGGACAGAUGCGGGUCUAA